This is a messenger RNA of Cylas formicarius (sweet potato weevil), 3907 nucleotides long. RefSeq lists its product as uncharacterized. The transcript is spliced from 7 exons. The record is from RefSeq and is a predicted model, not a curated record. NCBI's taxonomy places the organism in Eukaryota, Metazoa, Arthropoda, Insecta, Coleoptera, Brentidae. Bases 273 to 3593 code for a protein of 1106 amino acids.
CCGCCUGCCUAGACACACCGCGAGCAAAGAGAGAGCUCGAAGAGUGGCAUUUUUGAAACACCGGCGGUAGGCAGCGACGGUGCCGGUUCCAAACGCGCUCACGACAUUUCAGUGUUUUGUCAACAAGUUGGGGUGGUGAGGUUGUGCCGUACUGAUCCAGAGUCUGCUCUUCAAAAAUCGUAAUCGGAUUAAUACAAAGACGUCGCGGUUUCGACUCCGCCCAUCGCCGAUAAGGCGCACGUACGAUGCUAUAUAGUUGAGGCCGUGCCAAAAUGUCGUCCGCAAUAUGUCAAAACUUCGUGCAGAACGCGUGGAAGAAGGAGCUUUGCUCGAACUGUUUCAAGUCCAAAGAUGAGCACGUCGCGGCCAAACCCAAAGUCGUCCGAUUGGUUUCCGACGGUGACGUCGCCGGUAUCAUCAGAGAUCCGACCAAGAGCAAGCCCAAGCUCACCGUCGAGUUCACCAAAGAGCUGACUCAGUUUAUAGGCUACGGCGGCGAAGACUGGUUAUCGGGUGACGAAGAAGCGGACGACGACGACAACGACGUCGACCUCUCCGAAGAGGACCUCCUGCUGACCGAUUCCGACGAAGAGGAGUGCGUGAAGGAAAUGCGCAAGCUCACCAAGAAGAAUACCAGUUACAACACCGUGUCGCUGAGCGACCUGACGGAAAAAAAGAACAGCCACGCGCAGCUGAUGCUCGGCAAACCGCUGCUCGACUCCGAGGGAAAGAAGCAUACGCUGCUGGUGUCGGUGACGCCUUUCGGCGAAGACACGCCGCCUCGCAAACAAGCGGCGAAGGCGCCGGGAAAUAGUAACGUCGUGCUCACAUCCUAUACGAAGAACGACGGGGAAAAAUCGCUACUGGACGAAAUAUCGGAGACGUUGGAGAACGGCAAGAACCCCAUCCAGAUUAUGUCGAAGAACAAGGAGAACACGGGUCAAGUGCAGACCAAACGGGCGGUGAGCUUGGCUCGCGCGCCCGCCCUCAAAUUGGACAAGCCCGUCGUGUUUCAGACCUCCACCGCCAAGAUCGAGCUCCUCAACGCUAAGAACUUGAAAAAGGCCGAGGUCAAUAACAACGACGUCUCCAAAGUCAUCAAAAGUGACGUCGUUACCUCGACCAAGCUGAUACAGUCCGAGAUACAAAACUCCGCCCCUUACGUAUCGCCGCCGCCGAAGGACGACAAGCCGACUAGCAGAGAGCAGGCGGGCAAGCCGGACGGCAGCGAAGACCCCGAGCGGCCCGAACUUCCGGCUUUGCCGUUAACACCGCCGCCCCCUUUAGAAACUCAAGCGUCGUUCCUACACGGAAGUGGCGGCGCGGUCCCGCCGACCGGCGAGAAGCCCAAAAUACCGUCGAAGCCGGCCACCGUGCUUAUACGCAAAGCGAUCAGCGUGAGCCAACCUUUGACCCCGCCCCAGACCUUCACCACGUUCUCCAAGGAGCCGGCGCCGGUCGACAGGCAAGACCCGGACUCGGACCCGAAGGCGAACAAGAGGCGGGCGCCGAUGCCGCCCGAGGAGCAGGCGGGGCCGCUUUACGCGAGGAACUCUUGCGGAUCAGUCAACUCGGACUCGCCGGUGGUGCGGGAGAAGGAGAAGCGGGAAAGGGCGUCCUCGUGCGUGCCGAAAAUCUACGCGCAGGAGUACGCGGCGCCCGCCCCCGCCCCCCGGAGACUGCUCUCGAUAUCCACCGACAACUUGCUGGUCGAAGACAAACGCAAGGAGAAAUCGAAGGGGCGGUUCUCGUUGAGGAAGUUCCUGAGGAUGGGCUCGAGCAAGGACCUGGUCAGGUUGAGCGGCGACUCCGAGGACGGCCUCGACGGGCCGAAACCGAGGCCCAGACUGGUCAUAGUGCACCCGAGCGAGCUGAACGGUUCGAAAGUGGAAGUGGUGGCGAAACCCGUAGACUCGCCGAAGGCGGCGAAGCCGCCUCCGCCGCCCCGCAACUACGAGAACUGGAAACAGCAACCGGUCACCCAUCCGCCGCCCAAGUCGGUGGAGAUUUUGAACAAGCAACGGCAACUGUCGAGGAGCAAUUCAGGCUCGAGCGUCGACAAAAAGAUGGAGACCGUUUACGCGAAUAUAGGCGAAGUGAGGUCGUCGAUAGUGCCGAACAAACCGGUGAGAACGGCGAGCAUGAGGGAGCGCGAAGCCCAGCAGCAGCAGCAAACGCGCAAGCACCACUACGAACCCGUGGGGAAACCGUCGGAACACGUUUACGAUUACGUCAACAACGGGAGCGGUAGGUCGAGCAGUCCCGAUAGCGAUUCGAGCCGGGGCGGUAAAAACAGUCCCGAAGCAAAAACCGCCAGACUGAACAAAAGGUCCGACAGCAGUAUCGACGUCUCCGGGGAGUACUUCAAGUAUGGCAACAUACCGAGGAGCAUGUCGCUGACGUACUGCGGCAGCGAGACCGAGUCCGAGAUUUACUCGCCGUACAGUUUCUGCGGCAGCGAGUCGGAAGUGACCGAAGACGACCACGACUGGAUCCAGAACGGGCGCACCCACAAGCUGCGCUCGAGAAAGGGCAGGAGUAUCGUCCACCGGAGUCUGGAGGACAACUACGGCGCGGUGGUGGUCGCGAACCACGAGGCGUUGGCUCAGGUGCUCGAGAACAUCCAACAGAGCGUCCACGUACAGCCGGCCCUCAGGGGUCUGAAAACCAGUCCGAACUUGCGCCUCGCCGACUUUACCAUCAAGACUAGUCUGCAGCCGGUGUUUGUGGGCGCGAAAUCGUUUCACCAGGCACUGUGGGGCUCGCAACACGUCACCUUGCUGUUUAGCACGGGACUCGCGACGUCCAGCACCCUGUCCCUCGGCACCUUCAGUCUUAACGCGGUUACGGAGUUCAACGAUCUGGUUCCCCGCGAGUACCUAGCCGAUCCGAAGAACAAGAACGACACGAAACAAGUGCAGGCCACCGUACACGUCCUCCCCUGGCUCCAGGUCUACACGAUCGACUCUUACGGGGAAAUGUUGAGGAGCAAACCCAACCAGGACGAGACCCACAGGGACGCGUUCUUCGUGCUCCUCCAGGUGGUUAACGCGUUGAAGAUGCUGCAGGCGCAGGGUGUUGAGGAGCUGCCGCUGUCGCUCGACAGCUUCGUCCUAUGCAGGGAGGUCGACAGGGAUACCCAUUAUAGGCUUUGUAUAAUGCAAGGAUUAUCCUCUGACGCGAGCCCAUUUUCGACCGAAGGGAAACUCGGAACGCUGUGCGUCUGCGCCGCCAAAGCCCUGUCCCUUCUCCAACCGUCGACCAAGACCGCGACCCUGAUCCAGUCAUUGCUGAGCAACGAGCGAUCGGUGUCGCUCACGCAGGUCAAGUCCAUCUUGGAAUUUAGCCUGUGGGGUCCGUCGGACGUGUCCUUGGGCAGUACGGUCAGGGAGAGGGAGCUUACGCUUCAGAGGUGGUUGGAUUUGCAAAGGGCGACGGUGCUACACGGGCUCGUGUGCGCCCGGGUGCAGCUCACCGUGUACGAGGAGUGCCACCUGCUGUUCCUGGUGAGAAGCAACGCGCGCAUGACGUCAGAUGCGUCGAUGCUGAUCGAAUCGAACAACCUCAAGUAUUCGCAUUCGAGUCGCGCUUGACGGAGACUGUUGUCGAGGAUAUUGUAUAUUUAUUUUUUCGAUACAGAGCGGGUUUUUGGGAACACAUACAUUUUGUAAUUAGUAGGUUUAGCGUUUACGACAUUCUUACCCUUUAAAAUUCCGACUAACCAUUAAUAAUUAUGUAAAUAGUCGCCGAGCUAGCUGUUGGAACUGCCAUUAGUGUUUUGUUUGUUGAAUUAGUUAUCCACGUUGUCUCUUGUAAAGUUUGUAUUUUUAUAUUAUUUAUAUUGUAUUGGUGUAAAUAACAUUUUUUUUACUGCAAAGUUUAUUUAAAUUACAAUAAAAUGUCAAAU